Molecule: messenger RNA, 1449 nt
Organism: Bradysia coprophila
Lineage: Eukaryota; Metazoa; Arthropoda; Insecta; Diptera; Sciaridae
Product: glutamate receptor ionotropic, kainate 1-like
Cellular component (GO): membrane
Molecular function (GO): ligand-gated monoatomic ion channel activity
Source: RefSeq, a predicted model, not a curated record
GGUGGUAGUAGUUCAUAAACGAUCAGUUGAAAAAGAUCAUUUUUUGCAUGAUAGUCUAAUAUUAUUUACGGAAUUGAUGUGAUUAUUUUGCGUAGAAAAUUCUAAGCUAAGGCAGAAAAUGGUGAAAUUAUUGUCAGUUUUUCAUUUGUUUUUUAUUGCGAUUUUUCUGUGCAAUGAGAAUUCAGCACAAGGACAGACGUUGAAAAUAACGUCAGUGAUAAAUGAGCCGUACGUGAUGCUAAAACAGUCGGCCAAACCUCUUACCGGAAAUGAUCAAUUUGAAGGCUACUCAAUUGAUUUGAUAGAUGAAAUAUCCCAAAUACUAGACCUCAACUAUACAAUUCAACUGGCUCCCUACAAUAGCGAUAAAAGAACAGGCGCAUGGGACCGUAUCGUUACGGAGUUAAUUCAACAUCACGCUGAUAUCGCAAUCGGCGAUCUAACAAUCACAUCUGAACGCGAAGAAGUGGUUGAAUUUUCAACACCAUUUAUGAAUACAGGCAUCUCAAUACUGUAUAGAAAACCAAGUAGAAAGCCACCGGCUUUGUUUUCAUUUAUGGGACCAUUCUCACCGAGCGUUUGGAUUAGCUUAGCUAUUGCAUAUAUGGUCGUUUCUGGUUUGAUGUAUAUUCUUGGUCGUUUCACACCAUCUUAUUUAAGUCAACAAGAAGCCAAAGAUGACGGUCAAUUUAGUAUGAUGAACUGCAUGUUUUUGCCGAGAUCCCUGUCAACACAACUUGCUGCUGGAGUCUGGUGGUUUUUCGUCUUGGUCAUGGUUUCAAUGUACUCUGCCAAUUGCGCCGCUUUUGCCACUAAUGAUAUCGUCGAGUAUACAAUAGCAAGUGUUGAAGAUUUGGUCAGACAAUUUCGCAUCAAGUAUGGGGUAGUCAAAGGCGGUUCAACCGCAUCAUUUUUCCGCAAUUCAAAUAAUCCAACAUAUGAAACGAUGUGGUCGGCCAUGGAAUCGUCAGAAUUAACGGCAUUCGUAUCAAACUCUGCCGAGGGUGUCAGUCGUGUGGUGAAGGGGGAUGGAAAAUAUGCAUUCUUAAUGGAAUCAGUUGCGAUCGAAUAUGUUACAGAACGAAGAUGCGACUUGACUCAGGUUGGGCCAGUGUUGGACAGCAAGAGUUAUGGAAUUGCAAUGACCAAAAAUUCUACCUAUCGAUCUCAAGUAAAUGUCGCCAUCUUGAAACUACAAGAAAAUGGAAAAUUGCAGACUUUACAGAAGCGUUGGUGGAAGGAAAAACGCGGCGGUGGUUCGUGCGAUUUUUUUAGUUCGAAUGAUAAUUUUGUAUAUGAACUCGGCCUCGACAAUCUUAUUGGAGUGUUUAUUGUCCUAAUAAUUGGCUUGGGCAUCGCGUGUAUCAUCGGCGCUUGUGAAUGUCUGUUCAAAUCACGAAUGGAGCGAUAUAUCUAAAUGCUAAUAAAUUGUUUCCAAAAUAUUUAAUA